This is a messenger RNA of Canis lupus familiaris (dog), 2961 nucleotides long. RefSeq names its product heparan sulfate-glucosamine 3-sulfotransferase 5 (gene HS3ST5). The coding region runs from base 565 to 1602 and encodes 345 amino acids. The transcript is spliced from 5 exons. The record is from RefSeq and is a predicted model, not a curated record. NCBI's taxonomy places the organism in Eukaryota, Metazoa, Chordata, Mammalia, Carnivora, Canidae. Gene Ontology annotation, molecular function: [heparan sulfate]-glucosamine 3-sulfotransferase activity.
AGACAUAGCUGCUCAACAUUUGGCACCGUUCUUCGGUAGUGAAUGAUUUCACGACUGGUUUCUCACCGUAAGAAAAGGACACACUUAAGAAAGCAUUAAAAAUAUUUGACUUGCAACAACUCUGCAAUUAGCACCCGAAAAACUGCCUUUGUCAAGGAACGGGCCAGCAUAGUACAAAGCCUCCAGCACGAACAUGCUGAACGGACUCGUCAACGAAGACCCCGCUGUCAAGAGAUAAUCAGGUACCCAGAGGCUCCAGCAGCGGUGUCUUCCCUUCUCGAUGGUGUUUCUGAUGUCCGCUUCAGGAGUCUCCUUGGCCAGACUUGAGAUACGUGGAUAUUAGAGAAGCCACUGCAUAUAUUCGUCUUGAAAACUUCCAUCAUAGAGGCUCAGAACUUUCUGAAGAAGCCUGAGGAUUUGAAGGUGCUAAGAAGCAGAGAAGAAGCCACGGGGACAGGCGGUGGUGAGUGGGCCAUGGAAUAUCCACCAACCAGAUAAUCCUCGCGGGCCGCCGAGACGUGUCUGAAUGUAGGCCGCAGGAGUCCUGAAGGUUGAUGGAGGGCCAUGCUAUUCAAACAGCAGGCGUGGCUGAGACAGAAGCUCCUGGUGCUGGGAAGCCUUGCCGUUGGGAGUCUCCUGUAUCUAGUCGCCAGAGUUGGGAGCUUGGAUAGGCUACAACCCAUUUGCCCCAUCGAAGGCCGAUUCGGAGCGCGCAGUCAGGCCGAGUUCCCUCUCCGCGCCCUGCAGUUCAAGCGUGGCCUGCUGCACGAGUUCCGGAAGGGCAAUACUUCCAAGGACCAGGUUCGCCUCCAUGACCUGGUCCAGCAGCUGCCCAAGGCCAUUAUCAUUGGAGUGAGGAAAGGAGGCACCAGGGCUCUGCUUGAGAUGCUGAACCUCCAUCCCGCUGUGGUCAAAGCCUCUCAAGAAAUCCACUUUUUUGACAAUGACGAGAAUUAUGCCAAGGGCAUCGAGUGGUACAGGAAAAAGAUGCCCUUUUCCUACCCACAGCAAAUCACAAUCGAAAAGAGCCCCGCGUAUUUUAUCACGGAGGAGGUUCCGGAGAGGAUUUACAAAAUGAACUCAUCCAUCAAGUUGUUGAUCAUUGUCAGGGAGCCAACCACAAGAGCUAUUUCUGAUUACACUCAGGUGCUAGAGGGGAAGGAGAGGAAGAACAAAACUUACUACAAGUUUGAGAAGCUGGCAAUAGACCCUAAUACCUGUGAAGUGAACACCAAGUACAAGGCGGUAAGAACCAGCAUCUACACCAAACAUCUGGAAAGGUGGUUAAAAUACUUUCCCAUUGAGCAGUUCCACAUUGUCGACGGAGAUCGCCUCAUCACGGAACCUCUGCCAGAACUUCAGCUCGUGGAGAAGUUCUUAAAUCUUCCCCCGAGGAUAAGUCAAUACAACUUAUAUUUCAAUGCUACCAGAGGGUUUUACUGCUUGCGAUUUAACAUUAUCUUUAAUAAGUGCCUGGCGGGCAGCAAGGGGCGCAUUCAUCCGGAGGUGGACCCCUCUGUCAUUACCAAAUUGCGCAAAUUUUUUCACCCUUUCAAUCAAAAAUUUUACCAGAUCACUGGGAGGACAUUGAACUGGCCCUAACAGGACAAGCCCCAUAACACUGUGUGUUGUGGCUGGUGGAGGCACACAAGGUCUCCCUCUAGCUUAUAACAUGCACUUUUCUUAGACACAACUAUCCAAGUCAUUUUUCCACGUGCACUUGUACAUACACCGUGGGCGACCAAAUAGAAGAUGGAUUCUUUUUCUAUUGAAAAUCCACAAAAAAAAAAAAAAAAGAAAAAAUGAUUUGCUGUCUGAGUAGUUGCAUCUUUGGAGCUAUAUACAGAAAGAAAAGGUGGUGGUCUUGGGGGGGACAGUGGCGUCAGCUGUUCUCAAAGAGUUAGUCUUCCUUGGAGUCAGAAUUUGUGCCCGCUAUUUUCAUAGAGUUAAGCCAAAAGAUUAUGCGUGAAGACGGUACGGAUGGCUGUGAAGCUUCGGGAAGUAGAGGAUUCAGGUCGCGCAUUCUCUUCCAAGGGAAAGCCGGCUCUGUAAUCCAGAGACUGAACUGGUGCCGCGAAAACAGAAAACGCUAUUUUCUUAUCAUUUAAAAGACUGUCUCGUCUCAUAGAACUGACAUUGUCCCAAAGUUCCUGUGGUGAUUUUGCACUAUUGUUUUCUCGUACAGACCAUGGUGUCACUUGUAGCAUGUCAGCCACACAUCUGAAAGUCGAGGUCCUUUUACGUCCAUGUUCUGUGUCAACAAAGAGAAACGUCAUGUACAUAGUGUAUAUUGUUGUAAAUACUGGUUUCACACUAAGUAAUUCUAUUUUGUAAACUGAAUAUGGCUAUUUAAUUUAUUGUGAAAAUUAAAUUUAUUGUGGUAUUUAAAAACGGAAUGGAUUAAAAUUACUCUAUGUGCAACCUUUUUUUUUUUUUUUUACUCACUUUGUUUUACACGCCCCCCCCCCCCUUGCUGGCUCCCCAAACCGAAGCUGUUUAUGCGCAUAAGAGCGCGCCUGGAAAGAUACGCGUCUCCGUUGGAUUUCUGUACCCUUGUGAAAAUGUUUUUAUGAAGUGAGGUUGAGUAUAUUACAAAAAAAAAAAAAAAAAUCUCAACCAUCUGGAAAUCUAGUAAUAGAGCCACUUCAAAGAACACUAGCUUACUCUGCGACAACUGCGUAACAAUUAACUUACUUGCGAUGGCUGCUGUGCCAGGAGAGAGAAAUAUUUUCCCAUAAUCAAGGCCUAGAAGAAUCACGAUUUUAUUUGAACCUCUAAUCAGAGUCAGACCAGUCGAGAAAUUAAAUAAAAUCAGAUUAGGGAACUUGUGUGGCCUCUGUACUGAAAGCUGCUGAUGCUACAAAAAUGAAUACAAACUCUCAGAACUCCCUCUUUGAGAUGGAAAAAAAAAAAAAAAAGUCAGUCUGCUCAGAAAUGAUCAAAUGCAUAGUGCUGCUAUUA